CUUCCAUUCAGAGGGCGCAGACGCCCAGCCAAAAUAUGUAGCGCCCAGUAGCGAGCAGACCGUAUGGGCUCCACCGCGGGCGCGUCCACCAAAGUUUGCAGACGUCUUAUAUGACUUGUUGGCCACCAUUUCCACCCACUUUCGGGUUAACGCACCCGGUGGAGCCAUCAGUGUCAAGGCUGAAGUGGCCCUAUGUCUGACUUCCCCAGCUAAAAUGCAAAUCUUGGGCAUUCAAAUGGACCGGGCAAAUGACACCCAACGAUGGCGGAAACUUGUAGAGAACGUUUUGGGACCUAGCCAAGUCGUUUUGACCUUGUGGGCAGUUUGGAUAUGAUAAUUCCGCCCGCUUACAAUUCUGCUCGCGCCGACAUUUUGGCUGGCGUCUGCGCCCUCUGCUUCCAUUGCCAAGUUCCAUGGGAGCAAAACCUUCGCUCCCUCAAUCAAGAACAGGACGGCCCCAGCUUCGUCUGAGUUAGCCAAGACAAUUGUGCAGGGAUUGGAUUGGAGAGCAGGGUGCGUUGUCAACAAGCCUUUUGCAGUGUUACAUAUUUGAAUAGUCGGCAUGAGCCAAGCCGGGGCCCCCCGAGGCGGUCCGCUGAAAAAGUCUGUCGACGAGGAUGAAGCGCUCAUCUUUGAAACGACCCCUGGGGUGGACGUCGUCCCCACCUUCGAUUCGAUGGGGCUCAAAGACGAGCUCCUGAGAGGGGUGUACAAUUACGGGUUUGAGAAGCCGUCGGCAAUUCAGCAGCGAGCGAUCGUGCCAAUUGUGAAGGAGAGGGAUGUAAUUGCUCAGGCCCAGUCAGGGACGGGGAAGACGUCGCUCAUCUCAAUGGCCGUGUGCCAGAUCGUUGACACAAAGUUGCGAGAGGUCCAGGCUUUGAUCAUGUCGCCCACGCGCGAGCUGGCGACGCAGACGCAGAAGGUGAUUCUGGCCAUGGGGGACCAUCUGAACAUCCAAGCGCACGCGUGCAUCGGGGGAACUAGUCUGGGGGAGGAUAUCCGGAAGCUGGAGUACGGGGUGCACGUGGUGUCGGGGACGCCGGGGCGCGUGUACGACAUGAUCAAGAGGCAAACGCUGCGCACGCGGGCCAUCAAAAUCCUUAUCCUGGACGAGGCCGAUGAGAUGCUCAGCAGAGGGUUCAAGGACCAGAUCUACGAUGUGUACAGAUACCUACCACCAGAGUUGCAGGUGGUGCUGGUGAGCGCAACGAUGCCGCACGACGUGCUGGAGAUGACGAGCAAGUUCAUGACGGACCCGGUGCGCAUCAUGGUGAAGCGCGACGAGCUGACGCUGGAGGGCAUCAAGCAGUUCUUUGUGGCCGUCGAGCGCGAGGAGUGGAAGUUCGACACGCUGUGCGACCUGUACGACACGCUCACCAUCACGCAGGCCGUCAUCUUUGUCAACACCAAGCGGAAGGUGGACUGGCUGACUGAGAAGAUGCGCGGCAACAACUUCACCGUCUCCAGCAUGCACGGCGACAUGCCCCAGAAGGAGCGCGACGCGAUCAUGAACGAGUUCCGGGGGGGGUCCACCCGCGUGCUCAUCACCACCGACGUCUGGGCCCGUGGACUCGACGUGCAACAGGUGUCACUGGUCAUUAAUUACGACCUGCCAAACAACCGUGAGCUGUAUAUCCAUAGGAUCGGGCGGUCAGGGCGGUUUGGGCGAAAGGGUGUGGCAAUCAACUUUGUGCGCAGUGACGACAUUAGAAUUCUCCGGGACAUAGAGCAGUACUAUAGUACACAAAUAGAUGAGAUGCCGAUGAAUGUUGCUGACUUGAUAUGAUCGCCCUGCUUGAUUACCUACGUGUUUUCUUUCCUGUCCUUGCCAGAGGUUGUAAAUUGCUCGUCUCUACAUGAAGAGGAUUACAAGGAUCUUGUGAUGGACGUUUGAAUUGGCUUCGCAUCGAAUGGCAGUUCAGCAGCUUUGCAUUGAACACCUAUUUGGGUAGGUGUGCAAUACUGAAGUUACACUGUGGAUUGGUUAGCUUCUCUACCUAAUGUGGGAAGUCAAUGAUUGGUCGCCCGGCAUCGCAUUUGGACUCCGACAUUUCGUGAAAAUAUGAUGGAUUGCAU
Messenger RNA from Klebsormidium nitens, 2076 nucleotides. The record is from the annotation of a GenBank genome assembly. Lineage: Eukaryota; Viridiplantae; Streptophyta; Klebsormidiophyceae; Klebsormidiales; Klebsormidiaceae.